UAACUGCGUCAACUAUGAAAUUAAGUCAGCAGAACACACGAACUUAUGGUUUUGAGUACUUUCGGAAAAAUAAACCGCACCCUAUUGUACCUACAGAAAGGGGAAUGGAUUGAGUGGCCAUAUUAACACAUCGUUCAGAAUGUUUCGCCAUCACCAUCAUCGUCCAGUCUAGGGUCGAUGAGAAGGGACAGAAGGAGCGUUGAUGCAAUCAAUCACUGCGUGAAACCAUCAUCGUGAGCGACCCCGGGGUACCACCGGCAGCAGUCAGCGACCUGCCGAUUCGAAUUAUGCAAAUUCACUUGUUUUAAUGCGCGGUUCUUGAAGAUGGUGGGGGGUUUCAACGCGCGAGGAAAUGACGUAACCGGGAAUCCAAAGUACCCUGGGGGCAAGUGUGGUUAAACUAGUUGUAAUUGGCACGCAUUCCCAGACGCUAUUAUCGACACGUGGACGAGCAGUGAUGCGCAAAAAGCUGACCCAUUUCAGAGGCCUUAUCAGCCCACCGAUCCACGCGAUAGAGUUCAGCGUGCUGAUAAGGGCUGAAGGCCCUGGGGAAAUCCGAACUGUUGGCACUUCAGGAAGGUCAGCAUCCGGAAAAGUGCUAGGGCAGCCGUAACUAUCGGUCAAUCAGUGCCGGCCCUUUAUGCGAUAUUACACUAAUCUUAUCAUACGGUCGCGUCCAAAUCGAUCCUGGUAAUGUGGAAUCCCAGCGAUAACUAUCCCGCUCAACUAGUAUAAAUAGUUGGCGCUAAAUACCUAGCGACCAUAGUUUGGUGCCACCUCAAAACGUCAUGAAGUUCGUAAUACUGUGCGUAGCCAUCGCUGCAGUCGGUGUUUUCAGCGCUCCUCCGGAAUUGCCUCAACGUCUACGACCCUGGUGGAACCCAUCAGUACUUCUUGGGCGUCUAACACGCAAUUCAAGCAGUCGAAUCGUUGGUGGAUUCAAAGUAACCAUCGAGGAUGUCCCCUACCAGGUGUCCCUUCGCAAUUGGUCCGGCUUCCACAUCUGCGGAGGCUCGAUCAUCAGCCCCCGAUGGAUCCUAACCGCUGCCCACUGCGCCCCUACUACCGCUAAGCCACUCAGCACCAUCAUGGUUGGAUCCGCAGACCGCAAACAAGGCAAGGUCUUCAAACUGAAACGAAUCAUCUCCCAUCCGCUGUACGAUCCGAACACCGUCGACUAUGACUUCUCACUGCUGGAACUCCGAGAAGACAUUACCUUCGAUAGCACCCGAGCGAUGGUAGCCCUUCCGGAGCAGGACGAGACUGUAACCGAUGGAGCGCUGUGCCGAGUUUCCGGAUGGGGUGAUACGAUGAGUUUGACCGAGUCAACCAGUAUGCUACGGGCAACGGACGUCCCUACGAUACAUCAAGGCCGCUGCUCCGAUGCAUACGAAAACUUCGGGGGAGUCACGCCGAGGAUGCUCUGCGCCGGUUACUGGGAAGGUGGCAAGGACGCCUGCCAGGGUGACUCCGGAGGACCCCUGGUCAGCAACGGUAAACUUAUCGGAGUGGUUUCCUGGGGCUACGGAUGCGCCGUGGAAGGCUACCCCGGUGUAUACUCCCGGGUGGCAGCCGUACGCGACUGGAUCCGGAAGGAAGCCGGACUGUGAUGUGAUCUCUUUCAUUGAAUAAAUAGCAAUUAUAUCUUAAUGGUCGAGUGGGGUUUUCCGUUGAUAACCGUUCCCGGGAGCUUGUGUCCGCGUGACACGACGUACGACAGUCGUAUCAAUCGCUUUAAUUGGUAGCGAUUAGUUCCAAUAAAUGGUGCAUUUCAUAAUCGGUCGGCCGGUUGGACUUGU
Molecule: messenger RNA, 1799 nt
Organism: Aedes aegypti (yellow fever mosquito)
Lineage: Eukaryota; Metazoa; Arthropoda; Insecta; Diptera; Culicidae
Product: trypsin 3A1-like
Exons: 2
Coding region: 789-1610 (273 amino acids)
Biological process (GO): proteolysis
Molecular function (GO): serine-type endopeptidase activity
Source: RefSeq, a predicted model, not a curated record